Messenger RNA from Nannizzia gypsea CBS 118893, 756 nucleotides. RefSeq lists its product as hypothetical. The record is from RefSeq and is a predicted model, not a curated record. The coding region runs from base 1 to 756 and encodes 251 amino acids. Lineage: Eukaryota; Fungi; Ascomycota; Eurotiomycetes; Onygenales; Arthrodermataceae. The transcript has a single exon.
AUGGAAAGUGGUUUAUCAACCGCCCAAGAGGGUGCACUGGAGCGCCAGCUAAGGAGCCUAGAAGCUAUACAUGCGCUCUUGACGGUUGAGCAGGCGGCGCAAAUUCUUCGGAAGCUCCUUCGCGGAUGUACCCAGAAUCGUCAAGUUAUGUGGAGUGGUGUCCCAUACCAAAUUGCUCAGCAAUGGGCCAAGGAGCAUGGGAUGCAGACACUGAGCAUAGCUAUGGGCUCACUAAUGGAAAAGAAUGACCCAUCUUGCCUUAAAUCAAAAAUGUCACCGAAAAGGUGGAGCAAGUAUAUGAAAGGGGCGUCUGCCAUCUUUGCGUAUUAUAUCUCACAAGGUGCCACGGUUAUUGUUUUAACACCACCUCCUCCAUUCAAGUUUCACCCCUCGGGAAGAACAAACUACCAAGCUAUCGAGGAGCCGAUCCUGAAAGGGGCAUUUGGGGACGCAGUAUCACAGAUCCAAAUGGUGCAUCCAACGGUCAAAGGUGCAGAGCACUCCUCAUAUCAGGCGUGGCCCCUAGAUAAAACUUGUGUCUGGAUUGCAAAUUUUGGGGACACCUUGGCUAUGAAAGAACCACAUUGGCGGAGUGUGUGCGCGCGAGCGAUUAUAUCCAUACGGAUAACUACUGGUGAAAAUGUCAUAACUGCUGGUCCGUCCGCCGGUCAGGACACAGACGUGGGAGAUUCCGGACUUGGUUUGAACAAGGGAAGUAGGAGUGCUAUUCACUUGGUUGGUAAUGAACAAACAUGA